AUGACUACCUCAGAGAUUUACAUCGCAACAUACUCAUCCGUCGAUGUUUAUGAGUGUAUAUGCAACACUUUCCCACUAAUGCGACGGUGUUCAGAUGAUUGGGUGAACGUUACUCAGAUUCUAAAGAUUGCCCAGUUUCCUAAAGCCCAGAGAACCAAGAUACUGGAAAAGGAAGUACAUGACAAAACCCACCAGAGGAUCCAAGGAGGUUACGGUAGGUUCCAGGGUACAUGGACGCCUUUGGACAUUGCUCGCAAUUUAGCGAUGAACUACGGAUUCGGUGAUGCUGACUUGCCAGUUCUAUAUUGGGAUCCUUCAAAGGAUCCUAUGCCAAAGAGAAACAAACAGAAACCAACUCCAGCCAAGCAUAAUCUACAGUCGGGUAACAAUUCGACUGGAUCACCCAAGAGGAGGCGGGCCACUCCCAAGAAAAUAAAACAGCAGGUGCAAUUGCCAGUUCAACAUACAUUCACCAACACUAAAUUGGAACAACCUGCUCAUAUUCCCCAAUAUCAGUUGCAUGAUGGCUACUCUCAACAUCCGCCUCUAAUUUCAAAGUCGCAGCACUCCCAGCAGUACCCUGUCCCGCAAGUCAGCACAUAUAUCUACUCGCAACCGCCUACAUUUCAGCAGCAGCAGCAACUGCUACAACAACAGCAACAACAUCCGCAGCCACAGUACACUCAAUUUAUCAAUAACCAACAGGCAAUAAUCCCUUCACAGAACAAUUUUACCUACAACCAAAAUCCUGUGCCACGGUUUCAGAACUUUCAAACUGCUAAAACAGUGCAGGCUGUACAUAAUUCUCAAGGCUCCCUAUCAACCACGGAGAACUGGUCCCAAGACGAGUUACAUCAACAUGGUCGCAAAAACAGCGAUACCUCUGUGUCUUCCAACGUAUCCCUGCAAAAUGGAAAAAUACCGCACGAUGACUCACAACUGCCUAUCAUAAGGCCUCCUCAUCUGAGCACCCAGCAGUUUUACACAGAGUUGUUACUAAACUAUUUUACCGAGGACAAUGAACAAGUUCCCUAUUAUUUAAUUGAGGUGCCUGAAGGGUUUAACCUCGAUAUACCGAUCGAUGACGAAGGCCACACAGCACUGCAUUGGGCCGCAUCUAUUGGUUCGGUGCCAGUAGUGGAGGCCCUGCUAAAGAAUAGAGCCGAUCCUCUAAUCACAAACAAUUCAGGGCUAAACGCCCUUUCUAAGCUGGUUGGAUUCAACAACUCAUACGAGUUAAUGAACUUUUCGCAGCUUUUACAUUUGCUGAAAGACUGCCUGAUUAUUCCAGACGCUAAUGGUCGAAUACCAUUACAUUACAUGAUGGAACUCACUAGUAUCCCAGAUAAGAUUCAACCAUUAGAGUAUUAUUUUCAAGGAAUACUUGAAUUUGUACGAGAAACUCAACGUCUGGCCGAAACGGCUUCUCCAGAUAAUAAAGAUAAAGAUUUAUUGAAGAUUUUAUUAAACCACCAGGACAAUAAUGGAGACUCCUCUCUACACAUUGCUGCCAGAACUGGCAAUGCACAGUUCAUAAAGCUCCUCUUAUCCAAUGGAGCAUCUGUUGAACUUGUAAACAGAAGAAAACAAUCAUGUAAAGACAUGCUGUCCAUUGAUCUGCUAGAAAAAUUACAUUGGGAAGAUUUGCAAAAGGCUAAGAGAACUUCGUCUAAAUCUUCAACGCAGAGAAGGGGUCGAGUUAACAGCACUGACAACAAGCCAUCUAUUGGAAUAUUUAAUGAUCAAGUGGCGUAUUAUCCACAGUAUAAUAGCAGUGUUCUCUCAGAUCAAACUCAAAUGUCAAUUGUUCCUGCUACUUCUCAGAUACAUAGUCAGCUUCAUCAACGACAGCAGUUAUUGUCUCCAGAGAUGAUCACCUAUAAUCCCUCGAUUCCUCAGGAUACACCGAAGACAGUUUCACAAUGCGAUAGUUCAAUGAACUUGAGUACUUCGGAACAGGAAGGAAAUGUCUCAUUUAAAGAACUACGGGAGAAACUUCCGGAUGUUAUCAAUAACUUGAAUGAAACUUUUGAAACUGAAAUGGCCGAGAAGGAUGAUGAAGGUGAGCAUUAUUCAAGAAUGAUUAAAGAUUUGACGACAGAGGCUCACUACUUGGAAAAGACUAUAGCUCGUAUUUCACAAGAGAUCUCCUCAAGAAUGAAUAUGGACCAGAAUAAGAUGAGUACCGCUGUUUUUAUCAACGAAGCGAAUAAACAGGUUAGCAAAAUGACAGAGGUUUUGAAUUCUAACGUUGAAGAAUUGACCAGACUUUGGGAAAGGUCACAAUCGUUACAGUUAGCAAAGUUGGUUCAUCGCCAAGAAGAGAAGCAUUUAGAUCAUACAGAACAGCUUAACGAAAAAGAGACUGCCAUCAAGCUGGCAAUUGAUCUGAGCAUUUUACAAUUCAACCGCAUGAAGCUGGUAAAUGAGAUUAUCCAUUCCUUAGCCGAUGUGAACGUCAAUAGUAAGGAUGACCUUGCAGGUAAUCGACUUUACAAGUACAAGAAGCUGAUUUCGAAGGCAUGUGGGCUGCAAAUCGAGGAUGUGGAUGAUGAUCUGUUGAACGGAAUUGAGCAAACUCUUUUAGAAGGUGGAAGUAUAUAG
Messenger RNA from Komagataella phaffii GS115, 2604 nucleotides. RefSeq names its product DNA binding component of the SBF complex (Swi4p-Swi6p), a transcriptional activator. Gene Ontology annotation, cellular component: MBF transcription complex; SBF transcription complex. Bases 1 to 2604 code for a protein of 867 amino acids. Gene Ontology annotation, molecular function: protein binding; transcription regulator activity; DNA binding. The record is from RefSeq and is a predicted model, not a curated record. The transcript has a single exon. NCBI's taxonomy places the organism in Eukaryota, Fungi, Ascomycota, Pichiomycetes, Pichiales, Pichiaceae.